Messenger RNA from Oryctolagus cuniculus (rabbit), 1326 nucleotides. RefSeq names its product olfactory receptor 7E178-like. The record is from RefSeq and is a predicted model, not a curated record. Gene Ontology annotation, cellular component: membrane. Gene Ontology annotation, biological process: G protein-coupled receptor signaling pathway. Gene Ontology annotation, molecular function: olfactory receptor activity; G protein-coupled receptor activity. Lineage: Eukaryota; Metazoa; Chordata; Mammalia; Lagomorpha; Leporidae.
UAUAUUGAAAUGCAAAAUAUCACACGUGUCUCAGAAUUCCAUCUCAUGGGAUUCUCAGAGGAUCCAGAACUGCAGCCCUUCCUCUUUGUGCUGUUUCUGUCCAUGUACCUGAUCACAGUGAUCGGGAACCUGCUCAUCAUCUUGGUCAUCAUCUCAGACUCCCACCUGCAUACCCCCAUGUAUUUUUUCCUCUGCAACCUGUCCUUGGCUGAUGUGGGUUUCACAUCCACCACGGUUCCCAAGGUGACUGUGGACAUCCACACUCACAGCACAAUCAUCUCCUAUGUGGGCUGCCUGACGCAGAUGUCUCUCUUUCUCAUCUGUGGAUGCAUGGAUGAUUUGAUUCUGACUGUGAUGGCCUAUGACCGUUUUGUCGCCAUCUGUCACCCCCUGCAUUACCAGGCCAUCAUGAAUCCCAGCCACUGUGGCUUCUUAGUUUUGGCAUCCUUUAUGGCCAGUCUUUUGGAUUCCCUGCUGCACAGUUUGAUGGUCUUGCAAGUUACCUGCUUCAUGGAUGUUGAAAUUUCUAAUUUCUUCUGUGACCCUUUUCAACUUCUCAGUCUUGCCUGCUCUGACUCCUUCACCAAUGACAUAGUCAGGUAUCUUGUUGGCAUCAUAUAUGGAUUUUUCCCUAUCUCAGGGAUCCUCUUCUCUUACUAUAAAAUCAUUUCUUCCAUUCUGAGAGUCUCAUCACCAGGUGGGAGGUACAGAGCCUUCUCCACCUGUGGCUCUCACCUGUCAGUCAUUUGCUUAUUUUAUGGAACAGGCCUUGGAGUCUAUCUCAGUUCAACUUUUUCAGUGUCUCCUGGAAAGGGUGCCUUGGCCUCAGUGGUGUACACUGUGGUCACCCCCAUGCUCAAUCCCUUUAUCUACAGCCUGAGGAACAGAGACAUGAAGAGGGCCAUGUGGAGGUUCCUCAGGAAAACAGGCUCAUCUCAGUCCCUGAGCCAUACAUCUGGACUCUUGGUGGGAACUGCAGCAAAAUGAAGCUCUCAACCUAUAAAUCUCACUUUUCUCUGUACAUGAUGUGUGAGGCUGCUGCUCUCCAGAUUUUGUGUCUGGUUAUUAUUUCUUUUGGUCCUUUUAAUGAGGCAUAUUGUAGAUUUUUUUAUACAUUACGAGAGGCUUGGAGAGAUGAAGAGAUAAAAGGCUUUUGGAUAAAAAGAUGAGAAUCUGGGAGUGGAUCAAUAAUUGUGACAAAGUUAUUAAUGAGCUUUAAUACAGGAAAUGAUGAGGUGAGGGGUGUAGGAGAAUUCUUCGUAUGACUACCUCACAAGUUAUGUUGUAUAAAUUUAAACCUAUUCUGAAAUAAAAUGUUAAAAAAUA